Molecule: messenger RNA, 988 nt
Organism: Corylus avellana
Lineage: Eukaryota; Viridiplantae; Streptophyta; Magnoliopsida; Fagales; Betulaceae
Gene: SIB2
Product: VQ motif-containing protein
Source: RefSeq, a predicted model, not a curated record
AUUUGUUUCAUCCAUUAAAUUUCUCUGUUUUUAAUCUCUCUCUCAAAAGUCACACGUCGCACCAUUUUCUCUCCCAGAAAAAAAGAAAAGAAAAAAAGUAAUCAUCAAUUCAUCAUCUUCUUCUUCUCUCUCUCUCUCUGUCUCUCGUGCGUGCGAAAUACAACAUUAUCCUUUUGCCGUACUGUUUUAUCUGUAGCUACUUGGCGCACCGGCAUGGACAACAACAACCAACUGCACCGAAGAAAACCAACCAAAAAGACCAAAUCCAAGAAAAACAACCCCAUCAAGGUUGUCUACAUAUCCAACCCCAUGAAGGUCAAGACCAGCGCCUCACAAUUCAGAGCUCUGGUACAAGAGCUCACCGGCCAGGACGCCGAAUUGCCGGACCCCGCCAAGUUCCAGUGCCCCGACGGCGUUGAUGCCGGCGGCCGCCAUCAUCAGCAGGUCUCUGAUGACCACGAUCAUCAUCACCCGAUGAUGAUGAAUCAUCAUUCGCUGGAGGAGGUAGUGCCCCUAGUGGACCCCAGUCACGGGCAGCCCGGCCAGUUCGAGCCGUUGGAUGAUGUUUUCACCCCACAGAUGAUCGAGAGCUUGUCGGGGUUGUUGCCGACCAGUGUGUUCUAUGAAUCUCCACCGGUCGAUGUGCUUAGAAGGCUAGAUGCAGUGUGAUCAAUUGACUCGAUCCAGUAAGCUUUCUGAUCAGGCCUAGCUAGUAGGACCAUUAAGGUUGUAUAUAUGUAUAUAUGUUGCAUAUAUACAUAUAUAUAUAUAUUUAUAUAUGUAUUUUGUAUUAAUUAUUAAAUAUUGAACGUAUUUGUCUCUUUUGUAUUAUCUGUUUUUUGCUUUGUUUUAGUAAUUAACAUCUAAUAAUCUCUCUAGCUAGCUAGGGCUGCAAUUGUAAUAUUACUCCUUGCCCACUAAAUCGCCUAAGGUGUGGUGUUUGAAUAUUUAACUUUUGCUUCUUUUAAAAAGAGUUUUUAAGUGCUAA